Molecule: messenger RNA, 2159 nt
Organism: Suillus clintonianus
Lineage: Eukaryota; Fungi; Basidiomycota; Agaricomycetes; Boletales; Suillaceae
Product: P-loop containing nucleoside triphosphate hydrolase protein
Exons: 6
Coding region: 53-1789 (578 amino acids)
Biological process (GO): translation; nuclear-transcribed mRNA catabolic process, deadenylation-dependent decay; translational termination
Cellular component (GO): translation release factor complex
Molecular function (GO): GTPase activity; GTP binding; translation release factor activity
Source: RefSeq, a predicted model, not a curated record
CAAUGACCUGCUAGAUUCUUGACCACGACAAUCGCCGCCGAUCAGUUCAACGAUGAGCAAGCUUAACGCAGGCGCAUUCGAGUUCGUUCCAGGUCGUUCAUUCGUGCUACCUCAGAAAAAUCAACAAGCACCUCCAUCAAAACCUCCCCUCGAGCGCCCUGCCCAAACUGAAGCUCCACCUCCGGCUCCAACCAUCACUCUCAACAUCGGUGGAUCAAACCCUCCUGCUGCUCCUAAGCCUGCUCCUACUCCUACUCCUGCUUCACAGACAAAAGCUGCUCUUCCACCGUCUGUAUCUGCGAGCACCGCACCAUCACAAUCUUCUUCUCCUGCACCACCUACUAACAAGGUCUUUUCCACCGAACGAGCCAAGACAGACACCACAUCCAUAGCAAAAGAGGUCCAGUCUGUUGCAGACCAGGAGGUCCUCAAAGAUCUUUUCGGCGAUGUUAAAGAACAUCUUAACAUCGUCUUCAUCGGCCAUGUAGAUGCUGGGAAAUCAACUCUUGGCGGAAACCUCUUGUAUAUCUCUGGUGGCGUUGACAAACGCACCAUGGAGAAAUACGAGCGGGAGGCAAAAGAAGCUGGCCGUGAAACCUGGUACCUUUCCUGGGCUCUUGAUAGCACCCCUCAGGAACGCUCAAAGGGGAAGACUGUCGAGGUCGGUAGAGCCUACUUCGAGACAUCCACUCGAAGAUAUACCAUUCUAGAUGCCCCAGGCCACAAGACCUAUGUCCCGAGCAUGAUUAGUGGUGCUGCCCAAGCAGACGUCGCAAUCCUCGUGAUAUCUGCACGCAAAGGUGAAUUCGAAACUGGUUUCGAAAGAGGUGGCCAGACUCGCGAACACGUCAUGCUCGUUAAAACCGCCGGCGUCAGCAAAGUGGUCGUCGUCAUCAACAAGAUGGAUGAUCCGACUGUCAACUGGGAUAAAGGCAGAUAUACUGAGAUCAAGGAUAAGUUGACUCCAUUUAUUAAAUCUGCUGGCUUCAAUCCCAAGACGGAUGUCACCUUUAUACCUGUGUCGGCAUAUACGGGUCAGAACCUGAAGGAUCGUGUGGCUAAGUCUAUCUGUUCCUGGAAUGAUGGCCCCGCCUUCCUUGAACACAUGGACCACAUGCCCAUGGUCGACCGCAAGGUCAAUGCUCCUCUCAUGAUGCCUGUCUCCGAAAAGUAUAAAGACAUGGGCGCCAUCAUCGUCGGCAAGAUCGAAUCCGGACACCUUCGUAAGGGCGACGCUCUUACCCUUAUGCCGAACAGAUCAGCUGUUGAAGUUGCCGCCAUUUACAAUGAGAUGGAAGAAGAGGUACACAGCGCGAUCUGCGGUGAUAACGUGCGUGUGAGACUGAGGGGCGUGGAGGACGAAGAUAUCAGUCCUGGAUUCGUCCUCACAAGUCCGAAACACCCUGUAAGAGCGGUGAGGCAAUUCGAGGCGCAGCUCGCAAUUUUGGAACACAAGAAUAUUAUCUGUGCGGGGUACUCGGCGGUCAUGCAUGUGCACACACUUUCUGAGGAGGUUACACUGCCCGCACUACUACACUACUUUGACAAAGCUACAGGACGCAAAUCGAAGAAGCCGCCUCAAUUCGCGAAGAAGGGCCAAAAAGUCGUGGCACUCAUAGAAACGAUCCUCCCCAUAUGUGUCGAGCGCUUCAUCGAUUACCCUCAACUCGGUCGCUUCACGCUCCGUGACGAGGGGAGAACAAUUGCGAUUGGGAAGAUCACAAAACUCAUUGACGAUCGCCUCGAUGAGGUCACAGAGGGCGUGGCACAUGUGUCAGUUGCCGCGUGAGAUGCUUGUGUGUAGCUGCAUCUUGCUUACACGUAUGUAUUCUGUGAUAUCAUUAUUGAGCGGUGGCUCACGUUCCUUCAUCCUUCUCACAAUAUGUGUCGCAUUUUGCGGCCCUUCUCUUGUCCCUGCACUUUUUAUGCAAACACGGCAUAUUCCAUAUAGUCGUCUAUACAGCAUUCCAAUAGAUUGAGAGGGGUACGAUACCAAGAAGGAAAUCAGAAGCCCGGCAGACCUAACGGUCGCAGUAGAUCGCUCAAUACUGUCAUCGGGUGUUGUAAUAGAACUUGUUUGUUGUGCUUUCAAUGUCUUCAUUUAUUAUGUACUAUCAUGUAGUUGUGUGCAAACUUUUUAAUAUUGCUCUGUUUCGACC